Molecule: messenger RNA, 1962 nt
Organism: Aureobasidium uvarum
Lineage: Eukaryota; Fungi; Ascomycota; Dothideomycetes; Dothideales; Saccotheciaceae
Source: the annotation of a GenBank genome assembly
GGGGAGAUACUUAGUGACUGGCCGACAUGGAACGACACCGACUUGUUGUCAUGCGAUCAGAUACCGGACGACAUCCUUCUAGACGUCCCAUCCUGGCAAUCCUUUUUGCACAGUGACUAUAAUGCCGAGUUUCCAGUCCUCGGAAAUGCUCUGAUCAAUACACAAUCUUCUCAAAGUGCACAGGAGACGUCGCUUCCUGGUGGUGCACUUUCGCCGCCUAACGAGAUUUCACGCGAGGAUCAAACGCCAUUCGCUUGGGAUCCAGGUUCAGAAAGGAUCUCUUGUUUUGCUGAAAUUUCAUUCCAGACCAAUGACCCUCUGCUUUCAAAUCGUGAAACGGGGUUUGCACUGAGCCCUGAACGAUACCUGCAGUUCAGAAGAGUCCUUAGUGAGGAUGUCAUCAUCAACGGCACAGUCGCUGUCAACGCAAUCCCAAAGAUUCCUGCGAUAGAAGUUAUGAACGCCUUUCUCUCACAGUUUGCUCGGUUCUUCCUGCCUCAAGCCCCAGUGUUACAUCGGCCUACGUUUGACGUAAACAGCGAUCACCCAGACCACCUGUUGAUGAUCAUGAUUGCUAUCGGUGCCGUCUACUGCAGACGCAGGCAUGUAAGAAGAUUUGCCAUUGUACUGCAGGACUUUGCAAGAUGUCACCUUCAUCUGGCCAUUGGCGCGCGGGACGUCUUGUUACGAGAAUUGAGUACUAUAUACAGCUCAGCCUUGAUCUGCUACGCUGGAAUCUGGUGUGGCAACAAGCGUGCAUUCGAGAUCGCGGAAGCCCUCCGUGGCAGUGUUGUCUCAUGGACUCGUAGACUCCCAAAUCAGGAUAUAGCGACGGAAAGUUCUAGAAAUGGGUCCAGAGAUAUUUGGCUCAGUUGGGUGCGGCACGAGUCACUGAAAAGACUGCGAUGGACCGUGUACGUUUUUGACUGUCAAAUGUCCAGUCUGCUGAACACGACACCAUAUUUCAGCUUGAGCGAAGUCUUUACCUGGGCUUGUCCGUGCGACGACGAGUACUGGGUGGCUCAAUCUGCACGACGAUGCAAGCUUCUGCUUGGUGAUGCGAGGGUGCCACCAUCGAUAUCAUUUGCUGCAGCGAUGGGCCCGUUUCUCCUGCCUGCGUCACUCGUUCAGCCUCUGAAACAAUUAAAUAGCUUUAGUGCUUUCUUGAUUCUCUUGUCGGUCAACAUGAGAAUUCUCAAUUAUUCAGAAACUCGAGAUGUCCUGGCAAAGCUGUCGCAUAUGGCACUUGAUGACGACGAGCACAUGGCUGGUGUGGACCUUGAGUCGAGUCAUGAUGUCCAGGAACGAGAGAAACUUGCAACUUCACUUGCGCUUUGGAAACAUCAUUAUGNNAUAUCUCCUCAGACGUUGGUGCCCCCACCAGCUUCUUCUUUUCGAGAUGUUGGCCGCAUCAUGGUCGGACUCUCCCAACUCCAGAUGCACAUUUCGAUACAAGAUCUCCAAGAAAUUCUGGGUAAGUCGGGUCGGCCCGGCUUUGCUGAGGCCAAGUGCAGGUUGUCCAAGUGGUUUUCCAGGAACCCAGAAAUCACCCUUGAUCUUGUUAGCGCCUCCCUGAGAGCGGUCGAAUAUCACUGUGGAGUCUUCUCGGAUGAACAAACACUUUCGGCAUCUAGAAGCGAGGAUCUCAUCUGGUCUGCAUCGACAUCAUCACCCUACAGCUCGAUCUACGUCUUUCUAACGUAUGUCUUUCUCUAUGCUUGCGGGUCUGCAAUGUCGUCGCCACAGCAAAAAGAGCGUUUGAUCGCUUCGUUACUGGCAGAUGGAACAUGUGACACCCGCAACGUAAACCUUGAGCCAAUUCUUGCUGUCUUCUGUUCAGACAAGACCGGUAGAUUCGACACUGAGAUUCUCAGAAGUGCUGCACAGACGCUUGGAAGAUUUGGGAACUGGGGGUGUUCAACAAAUCUGGCACUAUUGUUAAGCUGGAGAUCUAGACUAAAU